UCGUCACCUGACGUUCCGCCUCAUGCUCCGGCGGCGCUGUGAAAGCCUCAUCUCCUCCUUUUCACACUUCCCAUGUCUUUAAUUUCAUUUUCUCUUCCACAUGGCGGAGCUUAGAGUACGAGAGGACGUUAGGUCAGGAACACCCGGGAAAAGGCUGGACAGUCCGUUUGGGGACCCCAUGCUUGUUUCCCCCAGCAAAGAUGAGCAGCAGCUGCUGGCAGUGCCGUUCUGCGGCAGUAUAAAGGGUGGGAUGCGACCAGGGAAGAAGAUCACCAUCAUGGGCAUUGUGGGUCCAGAACCAGACAGUUUUGACAUCAGUCUGACGUGUGGCUGUGGUGAUGUGGCUCUGGAGCUCAGCGCGAGGUUUGAGGACAAGCAGCUGCUGAGAAACGCUCACGUCUCAGGCUCCUGGGGGGAGGAGGAGACCGCCAUUCCGUUCUUUCCCUUCAUCCCACACCAGCCGUUCAGGUUGGAGAUCCACUGUGAGCACCAGAGGUUUCGUAUACUCGUCGACGGUCAGCCGCUUUUUGACUUCUAUCACCGCGUCCGCUCUCUGCUGGCCAUCGACACCAUUCAGAUCAGCGGCAGUCUGACCAUCACCAAACUCAACUGAGGAGAAAAAACCCAUCAGCAUUUUGCUCACCAGCCUGAACAACAGUGCAGUACAGAGCACACUGGGCCUUUGUCAGUCUAAAGCUGUGCACUGUCAGCCUCCGUUAUACAGCCACAAACAGCUCUACAAUCUCUAGAGUUCUAGAACUCUCAGAAAGACAGCUCUAGAACGCAUAUAUAGAGAGUUCUACAGCUGUCACAGAGUUAGUUCUAGAAUCUCUAGAGUGCCACAAUUCCCAGAAAGCUAGUUCUAGAAUAUCUAGAGUGGUAGAGCUCUUAGAAGGUCAUCCCUAGACUUUCUAGAGCCCGUUCUAGAAUCUCUAGAGUUCCAGAACUCUCCGAUAACCAGUUCUAGAACUCUGAAAUGGAAUUAUACAACUCUAGAUUGAGUUGAGACAGAACCCAGAGAUCUCUAGAAUGUCUAGAGCUCUAGAACACUCAGACAGUCUAGAACUUGAGAAAUCCAUAUCUGGAAUCUCUAGAUUUUUCAGAUAGCCAGUACUAGAUUCUCUAGAGUUCUGAAUAUUCUAGAACUCUGAACUGGAAUUCUACAACUCUAGAUUGAAUUUAAGACACAACCUAGAGAUCUCUAGAAUGUCUAGAACACUCAGACAGUCUAGAACUUUAGAAAUCCAUAUCUGGAAUCUCUAGAUUGGAUUUAAGACAGAACCUAGAGAUCUCUAGAAUGUCUAGAACACUCAGACAGUCUAGAACUUUAGAAAUCCAUAUCUGGAAUCUCUAGAUUUCUUCAGAGAGCCCGUACUAGAUUCUCUAGAGUUCCUAAUUGGAAUUCUGCAUCUCCAGGUUGAGUUUAGGACAAAAUGUUUCUCCCACCUGAUUUUGUUUGGUUGAAAGUUAAUAAUAAUCAGAGUGGAGGGUGGGAGGAUUGGAACCAGGGCUGCAGGACAUGGACAGAAUACUAGUAUUGCGAUGAUAUUGGUACACAUUCAGAUUGCGCUUGUUGGAAAAUAGUUUAUUUGUAAAUUUAAUUAGCUAAUUGACCAAAAUUGUACUUUUGUUGGAUCCUGUGAAUAUUUCUGAUACAUCAAAACACCCAUAGAAACUCGUCUGGUGUGGGGCUUAAAUGUCUUAAAGGUGAAGCUAAGUUUUGACUCCUCCAGAAAUUGUUCUAUCCAUGCUCCAAACAGAAACGCAAUCCAUAGCAACCAUUGCUAGGUUGGAAAAGCUUUACACAAAAUAGGAUUGAACAGGAUUUUUGCCAAUGGGGAAAAAUUAAUCUGAACAUGCUCCAGUCACUAAAAACGUGUGUUGAUGCAGGGUGUAAACAGGUCCAGUAUUAUGUAGCGACUCUAAACCUGCCUCCUGAGGCCAAACAUGAUCUCAACAAGAUCGUCUGGGGACAGCCACGAGAAAUUUUAGGCUAAAUGUUGGUAGGAACUAUUAGUAUGGGAACAAAUUUAGUGUAAAAUUUCUAAACCAGUCCCUCGGCUUGUGAAGGCGUAGCUCAAAGUAUGGGCGACGAUGCGCUCGUCAACAUUGUCACAGGCCUGUUGUUACCCUACGAAUGUGUAACGCUGUAUUUUGAUGGUCCAGUGUAGAUGCUUGGUAGAUGCUCAGUCUUUCUUUGACUAACCCCCGCUGUAGAUCAUCUAUACACUCUCAGAAAUAAAGGUACUAAACUGUCACUAGGGCAGGACCCCUCUUGUCUCUGGGGUGGGACCCUCAGGGGUACAUC
Colossoma macropomum (tambaqui) is the source of this 2308-nucleotide messenger RNA. It is a transcript of the gene lgalsla, whose product is annotated as lectin, galactoside-binding-like a. Lineage: Eukaryota; Metazoa; Chordata; Actinopteri; Characiformes; Serrasalmidae. Bases 101 to 613 code for a protein of 170 amino acids. The record is from RefSeq and is a predicted model, not a curated record. Gene Ontology annotation, molecular function: carbohydrate binding. The transcript is spliced from 5 exons.